AUUGCCAGCCGCCUUUUGUCACCCCCAGUGUGACAGUCGGGGUAGAGGGUGUGACGAGAAGGGAUUCAGGAGUGGGAAUCACCCCGAAAUGGGAUGGUUGGAAGCUCUGGGAAUGUUGGUGGAGCUCAGGGAGAGGCAUCUCCCCGAUAAAAUUCAGCAUCUCCCAAAUAAAAUCCACUGGACAUGGAGAGGGCAGUAGGUGGGAAAAAGGAAUCCGUAGGUGCUGGUGUGUCUGGAGGGAGAUUCUCCCACCGUGCUGAGGAUUCUCCCGCCGGGAUCCGUCCCCACGCCCCCGUCCCUCCCUUGCAGGUGCCCCAGAGCUGCGGCAGGCCCGGCCAUGGCCGAGCUGCUCAGCGGCCAGGCCUGGCUGGAGGAGACACCACCAGCCAAGGCCCGGCUGGAGGAGGGGGACGCCAGGAGCGCUCCCUUCGCGCUGGGGCCGGCCCUGGCCGAGGAGCGCGACAGCGCGGAGGAGGAGGAGGAGGAGGAGGAGGAGGAGGAUGGUGAGAAGCCCAAGAGGAGGGGCCCCAAGAAGAAGAAGAUGACCAAGGCCAGGCUGGAGCGGUUCCGGGCGCGGCGGGUCAAGGCCAACGCCCGGGAGCGCACGAGGAUGCACGGCCUGAACGACGCCCUGGACAACCUGCGCAGGGUCAUGCCCUGCUACUCCAAAACCCAAAAGCUCUCCAAGAUCGAGACGCUGCGGCUGGCCAGGAACUACAUCUGGGCCCUGUCCGAGGUGCUGGAGACGGGGCAGACGCCCGAGGGGAAGAGCUUCGUGGAGAUGCUGUGCAAGGGGCUGUCCCAGCCCACCAGCAACCUGGUGGCCGGCUGCCUGCAGCUGGGCCCGCAGCCGCUCUUCGUGGAGAAGCACGAGGAGAAGCCCUGCGAGCCGGCCCUGCCUGGCCACUCCUUCGCCUACCAGGGGCUGCCCAGCCCGCCCUACGGCUCCAUGGAGUCCCACCUGCUGCACCUGAAGCCGCCGGCCUUCAAGAGCCUGGUGGACGCCUCCUUCGGGGGCCACCCCUCUGACUGCUCCACGCCGCCCUACGAGGGGCCCCUGACACCGCCCCUGAGCAUCAGCGGGAACUUCUCCCUGAAGCAGGACGGGUCCCCGGAGCUGGAGAAGUCCUACCCCUUCAUGGCCCACUACCCCGGAGGCCACGGACACGGCUCCCACUUCCAGGGCCCCGUGCCCCGCUACGAGAUCCCGCUGGACGUCACCUUCGAGUCCUUCCCGCCCCACCUGGCCGGGCCCCAGCUCGGCGCCAUCUUCAACGAGUAGCGGGGCCGGGCGCGGGUUUGGGGCAGGGAGAGGUCGGGCCUGGAGCCGUCCCCGGGAUGGGCACGGCUGGGUGAGGCACCUCCAGCAUCUCUGCAGGACGUGGCCCUGGAGGUGGCCGGUGUCACCGCGCCGCUGUCCCAGCUGUCCCCAGGAGCCACGGGAACCCUUCUGGACUCGCAGUGGUCACUGCUGCGUCCCCCAGAGAUGCUCCCGGAGGUGUUUCUGCCUCCAGGAUGUCCGUCCUGACACCAGGUCCAGCCCUGGGAUUGUCCAUCCUGCCCCUGUCCCUCCCCGGUGUGGGGACACAGCCCCUCCUGCCCCUUGGGGUGAGCACUGUCCCUUCCCCGAGCUCCAGUGGGGUCGUGGAUUUCCCAGUCCAGCAGUGGCCGGGUGGGAACGAGCCGGACCCUUGUGGGAAACCAGCACGGAAAAUUCCCACCCCAGGGAGAACCUUUUCCUUCUGCCAUCACGGAUGGGGGCA
Molecule: messenger RNA, 1763 nt
Organism: Taeniopygia guttata (zebra finch)
Lineage: Eukaryota; Metazoa; Chordata; Aves; Passeriformes; Estrildidae
Gene: NEUROD4
Product: neuronal differentiation 4
Biological process (GO): nervous system development; camera-type eye development; positive regulation of transcription by RNA polymerase II
Cellular component (GO): nucleus
Molecular function (GO): DNA-binding transcription factor activity, RNA polymerase II-specific; protein dimerization activity; E-box binding
Source: RefSeq, a predicted model, not a curated record